Messenger RNA from Platichthys flesus (European flounder), 5032 nucleotides. RefSeq lists its product as uncharacterized. The coding region runs from base 150 to 2498 and encodes 782 amino acids. Lineage: Eukaryota; Metazoa; Chordata; Actinopteri; Pleuronectiformes; Pleuronectidae. Gene Ontology annotation, molecular function: peptidyl-aspartic acid 3-dioxygenase activity. Gene Ontology annotation, biological process: peptidyl-aspartic acid hydroxylation. Gene Ontology annotation, cellular component: membrane; endoplasmic reticulum. The record is from RefSeq and is a predicted model, not a curated record. The transcript has 15 exons.
AGGUAGAGGGGCGGGACAGAGAGUGAGACAAAGAGGACUCGAGGCUAGGAGACACAGCAGCUCUUCAUUCUGAGCUGGGACUGCAUGCUGUCUCUGUGGCCAGUAAACCGGUUUGAUUAAUUAGUUAACCCAGCUGCCAGUUGGCAGGGAUGGGUGAUCCAGUAACCCUGGUGGAGUCUGCCGCCACUCCUGUUAUCACAGCCAUCCCCACUGUCAUUGCUGGGGAAAUGCAAGACGGGAAAACUCAAGCUGGCAGUAAGAAUGGGAAGAAGGCCGACUCUGGAUCCAGCGGCAGCUUCUUCACCUGGUUCAUCGUCCUGGCCCUGCUCGGUGUCUGGACUUCUGUAGCCGUGGUCUACUUUGACCUGGUUGACUAUCAGGGAGUCCUCGGUAAACUGGUGGCAUACGAUACAGAUGGCGAUGGUGAUUUUGAUGUCGAAGACGCUAAAGUUCUUUUAGGCUUGACCAGUGAGGGCGAUGGUCAGGGUACAUCCAAGGUUCUGGAUUGGUUAGAAGAAGUGGAAGAGGGCAGCUCUGAUUGGCUUAACAGUUUCUUCACUUUCCUGUACGGUCUGAUUAAUCCCCUGGAGCCCACAGAUGAGGAGGAACUUAGUGCCUCAGGGGAAGCUCUGGAAGCCAAUGACGAGGAUGACGAUGAUGAGAGCGGAAUCCGAAGAAGAGGAGCAAAAGAUGAUGGGAAACAGGGGCAGAAGAUCAUUAUAGUCGGCCUCCACAAUCAAUCUUGUUUUUGGGUAAUGUCAGAUGAGAAACCAGGUGACACAGACAGAAGAGGACCUGAGAAAGAGACCCCUCCAAUAAAGGAUGUGGGCCGGAAGCUGCGGGAUGCUCUAAAGCAGCAGCUGGCAAUCAUCCACGAACGUGUGGAGGCCAAGAAGCUCGCCAAGCUGGCCCUGGCUGAAGUCAGACGGCUCCUGGCCAAAGAGGAGGUGGAGGAGGAGGAAGAGGAGAAGCUGGAUCUGGGUAGGAAGGAUAUGACAGCCAGGGUGAAGGAAAGAAUAUCUGCCAGGCUGAAGGAGGAAGAGGAGGAGAUGGAGAAAGAAGAGAUGGAGAAUGCUCUGGAGAAAUUAAGAAAGGAAAAGGCAAUACAACAAGAUGAGAGAAAUACAGAGGAGGGCAAGGACAGCGAGGAGUCAAAGAACAGGGUAGAGAAUGAAGAGGGGGAAGGAAGGAAAGCACAGGAGGAGAAGGGUAUAGGGAGAAAAUCUGGCAAUGAAAAAAGGAAGAAAACCAAAGACGAUGGAGGCAAGAAGGUGAUGUUAAGACUGAAAGAGAAAGCUGUUGUCAUCACUUCCCGAAGCGAUCACGCAGCUGCCCCAGUGGAGACUCUUGAAGCCGAACUCACACCAGAGGCUGUCGUUGAGCCCGACCCUGUACUCGUGGAGGAGAUAAUUGAAGCUGCUGUAGCAGAGGACACUUCUGCUCCACCAUCAGAGCCUGAACCAGAACCUGAAGCAGAACCUGAGGAAGAGCCUGAACCAGAACCUGAACCAGAGCCUGUGGAGAUUCCUGAGGUGAUUGAGGAGGAUCCAGAGGUGCUGGAGGAGGAGGCUCCUGUCGUAGAGGAGGAUGCCCCUGAAGAGGAGGCCCCUGCACAAGAGGCCCCAGUCGAGGAGGCCACAGAGGAGGCUGCUCCAGCUGUGGAGGAGCCAGAAGCUGAAGAGGUUGAAGAGGAGAUGAUGGCAGAAGAGCCUGCAGAGGAGGAGGCAGCUGAGGAGCCAGUAGAGGAAAUGGCUACAGAGCAGACUGUGGAGGAGGAUACUGCUGACGAAGCUGUGGAGGAACCUGAAGCAGAGGCUGCAGUGGAGGAAACCAUGGUGGCUGAGGCUGUAGAGGAGGAGGCCGAGGCUGUAGAGGAGGAGGCCGAGGCUGUAGAGGAGGAAGCCGAAGAGGGGGAGGCCGAGGCUGAGGCUGUAGAGGUGGAGGCUGAGGCGGUAGAGGAGGAGGCCGAGGCUGUAGAGGAGAAGAGUGCUCAUACAGAAGAAGCUGAGGAAGAGGAGGCUGCUGAGGAGCAAUUUGAAGAAGAGGUAGCUCCUUCAGAAGAAGCUGUUGAGGAGGUAUUGGAAGAAGAAGAGGCAGCUGAGGAACCUGCUGAGGAAGCUGUUGAAGAGGUAGCAGUAGAAGAGGAGGCAGCACUGUCAGAGGAGCCUGUGGUGGAGGAAGAAGCACCUUCAGAGGAGCCUAUGGUGGAGGAAGAAGCACCUACAGAGGAGCCGGAGGAGGAAGAAGCACCUUCAGAGGAGCCAGAGGAGGAAGAAGCGCCUUCAGAGGAGCCUGUGGAGGAGGAGGAAGCUCUAGAAGAAGCAGUGGAGGAGGUUGCAGAGGAUGCAGCAGCCCCAGAGGAUACUCCGGAAGAAGUGGAGGAGCAAACAGUCCCAGAGACAGAAGAAGUAGCCCAAGAGGUAGAGGAGACAAAAGAAGAAGCAGCUGAGUUUGUCGAGACAGAAGAACAGAUUCUGGAUGAGCCCACAGAAACGUAGAGGCUGCAGUGGUCGUCGUGGUGACGGAGCAGGGACCCAGUGACGUUGCAUCAGCACCAUCUGAGUGCGCUCAGAACAAUGGUGCAUUUUUCCACAUCCGGGGAACGAAUGAAUCGUUGUGACAACACCCCACCCCUCAACCCUCCCACCCAUCUUUCCCCCUCGGUUUUCACAAAAUUUCCUUUUAGUGUGACAUGAUGGCUGAAAACUGUUUACUAAUAUGGUAUUCCUGUUUUUACCAUUGUUUUCUUUCUUUCUUAGUUUUUCAGUAUCUUUUUUUCGGUUGAGCACCCAUUUCCAGUUUUGUUCAGGGUGGUUUAGUGUGUGUGCGUGUGUGUGAGUGGCCAAAUGCCAAGGCAAUGUGACAUCUUUGUGCUCUCCUUGCAACAGGUCUACCAGAGUCUUGGGCUGUAACAGCAAAGGAUCUGAAACUGUACUUGAAAUUUCUCUGAGAUUGGCUUCUUGUAUUUAAAUACAAUUUCCAGGCAAAAUGAGGCCAUGACUUAAAACCAAUCUUUUUCACUUAAUCAGGACGUUUGCUCUAGCUGUGGAAAUUCCGAAUUAAGCAGCUCAGCUCCACUCAGCAGUUUUCUUUGGCCUCUGUUGUAGAUUCUAUGCAAAGCUGUCGUACAGUCUGUCACCUGCCUCCCCUCUUCUGCCUCCUCACCCCUCCUCACCAAUCCAGUUUAUUUACCACUCAGUAUGUGUCGAUUCCAGGACGAGCCAUAUGCUAGCAUGUGAACUUGGAGAGAGUGUGUACUAAAAGUGUGUGUGUGAAUGUUAUACUCAUGAGUGUGUUGAAAAAUCUCCUGCUAAUCUAUCUUUUCUGUGAGAAUCAAGUGUCAUGAUGUCGUUUUGAAGAUUUUUUUUCUCUCCUUCAGUUUGUCUCCUAAUAACUUGUACAGUCUGUAUAGACUUUUUUUUUCAUAUUUCAGACAUGAAUACUAAGAGCAUCUAACCAGGCGAUCAAACAGGUUUCAACUGAAGUUGCAACAUGUUACUUCAACUCUUUGAGUUUGAACUGUGAUGUAACGUAGGCCACUGUUGGUGGUGCGAAGCUGUCAUGUGGUGGUGUCCAGAUUCUUUCUAAGAACACACCAGCAAUUUUUGGCUGAAGCAGUUAACCCUGUGUGAGACAGAAUCCAUUUCUGUAGUCGUAGCUUCAGUGUAAAAAAAUGAUUUCUUGCUCAUAAAGGGUUAAAUAGAUCAGGAGCCAUGUUCCUGUGGAAGAGCAAUCAUUACUAACCAACUGAUGCCAGUAAAUUGAAUCCUUUUUUUUUUUCCUCUUCAGCAGUGUAACUUUACUGGUUUGUUGGUUUAAGGGAAACAUAUUUACUGUUUCCUUUUCCUCUGAAACAUCAGUUUGUCUGUAUGAGCUUUUCAAAACAGUGAUGCAGGCCCAAAAGAUCAGAGCCAAAACAUAAUUUCAUGAAUUACUCCAUCAAAUCACAGAACAAAAAAGCCAAAUGAGAUCUUUCUCUGUUUAUAUUUUGGAGUAAGGGCGACCUGAUGUUUUAGUUAUCGUUCUUUUUUUCGCCCCUGUUCUAAGUGUGUAUCACCUUGCUCUGGAUAGGAUGAAUUACUGUGACUGAUGUGGUGUUGGGACAGUGGCUGCAGCAACUUGUGCAGCACAUUUUCCUUUGGAUACUGACAGUGAUCUCUUUGUAGAGCUGACAUUGUAGGAAUUAUUGCAACACAACAUUACAGUGGGAGGAAAGCAACAUUGCAGAAACUUUCCUCACUUUUUAAGAAUUCUCAUGUCCCGCAUCUGUGUAGUCCUCCCAUACUGUGACUAGCGGGCUGUUUUUAGGGAUGUAGCGCACCCUAGUGGUGAGCAGUAGCUGUUUCUGUAGGGUGUUUUGUUUAGUUUCUCUGUAACACUAGCUGGUCUUUUCUACUUCCUACCACUUUGUAAGUCAAUGUGAAUUGUCCAAUCUUUUUAACAUUGAAUAUUGCAAUCUUUACCAAGAGAGCUUCUAGAUUUUUAAAAGGAACAUUUUUUAAAGGAACCUGGAGAAAUAAAGAACUUCAUUUUCUGAAAAUGCUUUAAAAGCUUUUUUUACAAAGCCAUAAGCUGUUUGUCAGACAGGUCUAAGGGGCAGUACUACUUCAACACAAAAAUUGUAUUCUUGUUCACAAGGAAAAGCGAUACGAGUCAAACAGCAGAGAGGCCACACUGCAGCGCCCGGUGAAAGUUUGUCAUUCCUAAUCUUUGGUCAGAAGUCAUGUACAUGCUGCAAUGGGCUGCAAUGCUUUGUUUCCAGCAUACAGCGUCUGGGUUUAGUGAGCUCAGGGGUGUUGUGGGGAAAUAUUACAGUUUGGCUUAUAAAAACGGCUCAAUCUCUCUCAAAGUUUGUCCAUCGAUCGUGACCUUCAGUAUGUGGAUCUGAUACUGUCAUGUAGAUGAUGACCAUGGUGAUUAAAUUAUUGUGAUGUACUGACAAUGAUUGGCUGUUCAUGGAGAUUUGAAGUAUUACGGUUUUUUGUAAAUGAUCUGUUAUGCGAGCUGAAAUAAAAGGUUUGGGACAACACAA